AUGUACGAUUCUUUCGCUAAUUAUCCUCAUAAUUGCUAUAAUAAAACUGAUGAUGAGACUGACAUUCCUGCAACUACUUUUCCCGGUGAAAAUUUGUUGGCUAAGGACCAUUUACAAGAACAAUUGCAACCAAUUCUAAUCAUUAGUGACCCCUCCGAAUGUAAUAAUAACUUGAGUCUUUUCAUGAAGUUAAUAGUGGAAAAUAUAUAUGAUCGAAAUGAGGAAAGUACCCAUAAUUAUCAAAAGUUAUCCUCUUAUGCACUUAAGUUGUUGACCCUGAAUCUAUUUAUCAAGAACUAUGAGUUAUGUCUCGGCAAAAUAUUGGGGUUGUUGGCAGCUUUAAGUCGGGAUACUUCAUGCACACUUAAUGAUGAUGUUAAUGAAGAUGUGAGGUUUGAAAUUGAGUCAUUGCGAGAGUUUAUUUGCAUUAUUUUACUUCUACUUUUGAAAUUGACUAAUAGCCCAGGAGAAAAUGGCGAAAGAUCCAAAAUAUUGGAUCUAAUUGACCGAAAUGAGUUGUAUAGUAUCUUAUCUGAACUUGGAAUUAUACGUAUAGUCGCAAAUGUUAUAACAAAUCAUAUUGUGACAACAAAUAAAUCUAAGUCUCCCUUCUUAUUAUUGAAGUUUGGAGGCGAUAUUAUAUUUGAAUACUUAUACAAUUGUGAACUAUUAUCUGAUGAAGAAUUUAACAGUUUGACUAGUGAGACAAAUUUAAUUCCUACUAUUAUUAAGCAUUUGUUAGCAAACGAUGAUUUUGACAACUACGAUACCGAUGCUGAUGACUGGGAAGGUGAAAAUAAACUUUUUGUAUACGAAGAGCUUAAGCUAUUGCUACUUAUCAAUGAACAGUAUUUGAUGAAAUCAUAUUCAUCUAAAGAAUCGAAAAAUAAAGUAUUUGAUGGUUUAAUGAUGGGAGAUGUUCAUCAAUCAAGUAAUAAGCAUAUUGAUGGUUUCAUCAAUUUAUUAAUUUAUUAUAUUAAUCGAGAAGAAUCUCAAAUUAUUAAAAUACUUAUAUUAAAAUUCUUAUACCUUGUAUUUACAACUUCCUACACUGCAAAAUUGUUUUACUUGAAUGAUCUAAAGAUUUUAUUGGACAUAAUUAUUCGUGAAUUAAAUGACUUAGACUAUAGUGGAAACCAUAACGGAAUAUUGAUUGUCACCUAUUUAAAAGUAUUAUACCCACUAUUGAUGUUUUCCCAGUUAAGUGAAUUACCUGGCGGUUACAAGAAUGAAGAUAUAUUAGAAAUCUUGAGAAACUUAGUCCUCAAUUCUGAGUCAGGUAAUCGUGCAGCAACUGAAAUUUCAGAAGCAAUUGAAGAGAGCCAAGCAGAUACUAUUGCAAAGCUCUCAUUACGAUGCAUGUCUAUACCUUGGCUAAGGAAGUCAAAAUUAAGCAAGAAAAGAAACCAGGAUAACCCAAAUAUAUCAAAUAACGUGUAUGGAAAGUUAUCUGCAGCCUCCUCUUCAUCUUCAUUGAAUUCAAAACUGAGUUUUGUUGGUAAGCGGUCUGAGUUGUAUGAGAAUUCGGAUGUCUCAAAUGAAUCGAUUGGUAAAGCCUUCACGCGAAUUGCAUCAGUUAGAACUUCAGGAAGGAGCGAUUAUCAUAAAUAUACACUAGUACAUAACGAAAAUGACCAAGUGGGCUCCAAUGGACUGAAGAGCUCUUAUGUUGAAAAUAACCAUAACGUUUUCUUAGAUAGUGAAUUUAAAUCGCUUUCAAUUAGUACGACAGAAGAUUUUGGUAAUUCACCUUGGGUUCCAAUAUCAGAUGAAUCGAAUUUGCUAGAUUUGCCGAAAGAGUAUUUAAAAGAUGAACCAACUCCUUCAUUGAAAAGACCAGAAUCUACAUCGUCAUCAAUUAAAUCAGAUUCUAGUCUAGCUCAAAAGGCAUCAAAAAAGAAGGCUCCACCACCGCCUCUUCCUCCGAAGUCCUUCCUGCCUAAGCCUAAUCACAUAAAUUUAGAAAAGAAAUCUCAAUCACAUACACCACCCCCACCACCGCCCCCAAGACGCAGGCGUUUGUUACAUUUAUGUGAACAAUAA
Molecule: messenger RNA, 2043 nt
Organism: Debaryomyces fabryi
Lineage: Eukaryota; Fungi; Ascomycota; Pichiomycetes; Serinales; Debaryomycetaceae
Exons: 1
Coding region: 1-2043 (680 amino acids)
Biological process (GO): actin cortical patch localization; endocytosis; actin cortical patch assembly
Cellular component (GO): actin cortical patch
Molecular function (GO): Arp2/3 complex binding
Source: RefSeq, a predicted model, not a curated record